Molecule: messenger RNA, 1255 nt
Organism: Pungitius pungitius (ninespine stickleback)
Lineage: Eukaryota; Metazoa; Chordata; Actinopteri; Perciformes; Gasterosteidae
Gene: sco2
Product: protein SCO2 homolog, mitochondrial
Exons: 2
Coding region: 393-1139 (248 amino acids)
Biological process (GO): intracellular copper ion homeostasis; mitochondrial respiratory chain complex IV assembly
Cellular component (GO): mitochondrial inner membrane
Molecular function (GO): copper ion binding; copper chaperone activity
Source: RefSeq, a predicted model, not a curated record
CCCGAGGGAAGGUGAACUUCUCAGCCACCGUUUAGCACGAUUAUUGCUGCUGUAGGAAGAGUUUAAAGGCACAAAAACAACCUAUUCUCAUCGAGUCAGUGUCUCUCUUUCCUUCCGGUCACCGCUCAGUGUUUUUUUAUUAAACGGAAGACUAUAUUUAGAUUAUAUUUUUAACCAACAUGAGUUGAUCAUUACUACUGUAAGCUAUGAUUGCACUAGUGUUCCGGUGUGGGUGCUUUUAUUGUGAAGGAGGAGAUGGAAGGAGAGGAAGUAGAUGAAGGGUUCAACGGCGGUGUUGAGGAAGUGAAAAUAAAGUUGCGGCCGGUUUGGCGCAGAAGCGGAGCACCGUGUAGAUGUUUUAUCAUUAAAAGACUUUGCGUGGGAGCAUCAUCAUGUUGGUGUCCCGGUGCAUUGUGGGUAACGUGCGUGGAGGACUCCUGAAGACCUGCGCCCACCCUCAGCGCCCCCUGCACCGCCUCCUGUCCCGGGCCCCCGGCCCGGCGCUGAGGACCCGGGUGGCAGGAAGCCUGCUGGUGGGCGGCGGCCUGCUGGCGGCGUGGUGGUGGGUGGAUUCGGAGAAGCGGCAGCAGCAGCGGCGCCGGCGGGUGGAGCAGUUGAAGCAGGUGUCCCUGGGUCAGGGCACCUUCAGCCUGUUGGACCACGGCGGGAGGCGGCGCACCAAGGCAGACUUCCUGGGCCGCUGGGUGCUGCUGUACUUCGGCUUCACGCACUGCCCGGACAUCUGCCCCGAGGAGCUGGACAAGCUGUGCGGCGCCGUGGCGGCGCUGGAGCGGGACGCCACGCUGCCGCCCGUCCAGCCCCUCUUUGUCACCGUGGACCCGGAGAGGGACGACCCGCCAGCGCUGGCCCGCUACGUGAGGGACUUCCACCCUCGGCUGAUCGGGCUGACGGGCACGCCGGAGGAGGUGAAGCGAGCAGGGCGGGACUACCGGGUCUACGCCAGCGCCGGACCCAAGGACGAGGACGGGGACUACAUCGUGGACCACACCAUCCUCAUCUACCUGAUCAGCCCCGACGGGCUGUUCCUGGACUACUACAACCGCAUGAAGGACCAGGACCAGAUCGUAGACAGCGUCCGGAACCACAUCAAGAACUACGAGCCGCUGGACCCGGACUGAUAGGACACAAUGUCUCUGUUAUUAAAAUCUAUUUAACAUUGACCAGUGUUUUGUGUCCAUUGUGAGCCUGAGAAAUACCCAAACUCAUGAAAAAGAGAAUAAACAAGCAUGAAAUA